This is a messenger RNA of Megalobrama amblycephala (Wuchang bream), 5508 nucleotides long. It is a transcript of the gene map7d3, whose product is annotated as MAP7 domain containing 3. The record is from RefSeq and is a predicted model, not a curated record. The transcript has 22 exons. NCBI's taxonomy places the organism in Eukaryota, Metazoa, Chordata, Actinopteri, Cypriniformes, Xenocyprididae. Gene Ontology annotation, biological process: microtubule cytoskeleton organization. Bases 112 to 2751 code for a protein of 879 amino acids. Gene Ontology annotation, cellular component: microtubule cytoskeleton.
ACCUCUAGAUGUCGCUGUCACCGUCUGUAGCGCUUGACUGGUUGAGCAGUCGGCGUCCUCGCGCGCCUCUAAUGUGUCAGCGCCAAACAGCAGGAAAAAACUUCGGCAAAAAUGGCGGAGGGUGCAACGUCUCUGAAAGGGUUGCGGGCGCAAUUGGCUGCAGCUGCGCAGGCGCAGGCAGAGGAACGGCGCAGCCAGGCAGGGAACAGCCCAACACCAGCAGCUCCAGCCAGCACAUCGAAGAGCCAGACCAGGCCAGUCAUUGAUGGGGCAGCCCUGAGGAUAGAUGACAAACUUCGAGUGGCCAAAGAGAGGAGAGAAGAGCAGGAAAAGCAACAUGCGGCCCGUGAGACUCAGCUCCUGGAGCGAGAACGCAAGGCCCGGCUGCAGGUGGAGCGACAGAUGGAGGAGAGACAAAAGAAGCUUGAAGAGCAGCGCAGGAAGGAGGAACAGAGGAGGGCUGCAGUGGAAGAGAAAAGAAAGCAGAAAUUAGAGGAAGAAAAGGAACACUAUGAGGCUGUGAUGAGACGUACCCUGGAGCGCAGCCACCGAGUAGAACAGAGACAGAAGAGAUGGUCCUGGGGUGGACUUUCAGACUCUGACAACAAAAAUGGACAGAGUGACAGUGGUUCCACCUCCUCCCCGAUUGCUAUAGUAAUCUCCCCUGCUUCUCCAGCCUCCAAGCCACCCAGGAAUCAGACGUCACAAGACAAGCGCUCUUCCUCUACUACGAACCUGAAACAGACUGACUCAGUCAUCAGCAAGCGUCUCUCCUCAUCCUCUGCCACCCUCAUUAAUUCUCCUGAUAAAAGUGCGAAGCGGAGAAGUUCAUCUUUGAACCGGUUGCCUAGCAAUGCUCUUCAGGCCAAUAAAGAAGCUCAUAAGCAGCCUCAGGUGGAAAAGACAGGCCCAAACCUGAAGAAGCGAAGCUCCUCCCUCUCUCGAGUAGGGGCUAAAACACAGCCUGCCACCAAACCAGAGAAAUCCACAGCAGAUGAAUCAGCUCGCCGCUCGUUGGCCCCCGUGGACAGCGGUGUCCUCAGUCGGCUGCUCACACCCACCCAGGCCUCGCUAGCUAGAAGCAAGAGUGCCGCGGCCCUUUCCGCCGAUGGAGGCGACGCCCAAGGAUGCUGUCUGUCCCCUGCCAUGUCUCUCUCUGUCUCACACCCACCAACCCACCCAUCAAACCCAGUCUUCCUGAGGCCAUCAGUGCUUAUCAGCAACAGUUCCCCAUCAACCACAUCUGCCAGCCCCAUGCAGCCGCCGGGCCGCGGACCCCUACGCAGUCGCAGCAGUGACCGAAAGAAAGGCCCGCCUACUUCUGUGUCUGCGGAUGCCAUCUCCAGUAUGACACAGCAGGAGGGUGAGAAGGAGAAGCGCUUCACGUCACCAGUAGGAAAACGCCCUGCCUCACCCUCCAGUCGUCACCGAUCCCCUUCUCCUGCUCCUGCUGCUAAUAACACCUCAAGAGCGCCCUCACCUGGAGCAGCCAAGCAAAGUCCACGUUUCCGCCCUCCUUCCCCCAGUGGCUUGAAACAGCGUCCUCCAUCCCCUCAGCUCUCUGCCGCAUCCAAACCUCCACCCAUCCAGAAACCUGCUCUAACCCCCACCGGCCCACCCACCCUUCGCAGGAGGGAUUCCAAACCAAAAGAAAUGUCUCCCAUGAUACCUAUCGCCCCACAGUCUCCAGAAACCAGCACGGCACCCGCACCGACACCCACACCUACACCCAAGACCAAAGAGGAAUCUAAUUCCAAAGCCAACGCAGGAACCAACUCGGCUGCAGAGGCUUCCAAGAUCCUGGCGGAGAACCGUCGUCUGGCACGUGAGCAGAAGGAGAAAGAAGAACAACUCCGCAUACAGAAAGAAGAAGAGGAGCGGCUGAGGAAGGAGGAGGAGAAGCGGCUGGCAGAGGAGGAGCGCUUGAGGCGCGCUGAGGAGGAGAAGAGGCUUGCGGAGGAGAAGAAGCUAGAAGAGGAGGAGCAGGCUCGUAUAGCAGAGGAGGACAGACAGCGGACAGAGCUGGAGGAGCAACAAAGACAGGCUGAGGAACAGAAAGAGCGCGAGGAGGCUGAAGCAAAGGCCCUAGAGGAGGCAGAGAAGCAGCGUCAGGAGAGAGAGCGCAUUAUGCAACAGAACCAACAGGAGCGCAUGGAGAGAAAGAAGAGAAUUGAAGAAAUUAUGAAGAGAACCAGAAAAACAGACCAAAUAGAUUUUAAGAGUAAUGAUGAGAGAGACAUUCCUGAUGAAAAUGGAGAGGAUGCUGAGGACCAAAUAAACUGUGAAAAUAAGGGAUGGAAUAACUCGUCUGUCACAGAGAAUCAGGAUGAGUCAGAGCAGAGUGCCUAUGAGACCGAGCCAUCUCAGGAGCAUUACUCGCCUGUGGAGGAGCCAGUUGCUGAACGAAAGGAGCCAGAUGUUAGUAUGAACAGACAAACAGAUGUAGAUAAUAAGGAGAACAGCAAUGGACCCAGCACAGAAGAUCCCUCAGUGGACAGCAGCCCGCCUCCCAAGUCCUGUCUGGUGGAGGGCUCCGAGUUUGUGAACGAGGACUCUAAAGUGAGCCUGGUGCCUGGGUUGAAUGGUAAAGGAGGACCCUGGAGCUUUGAGGAGCUGAUCGAUCUGGGUGUUCAUGCGAAGAGCAAACCCCUGAUGGACGAUGGGGGCCCUGAGGGGCCUAGAGUGGCCUUUGAAGAGAAAACCAGCUCAAUUCAUCCAGCCCAGUCUAUUGAAACCCUGUCCGAGAUGUGAAUGCGCAGGUCUGUUUAAGGCCUGCUGAUUAUUGCACUCCACGAGUCACGUCCAGCUGAGCCUCAGAGCGUCAGCGCUCAGACUCGUCUGGACAGCCAGGGAAAGCGCACAGUGCCGCACAGCCUCUGCAGAUAAUAGACGGAUAAAGCAAGAGAAAAUAAACACAAGUUGGAAGAAACGAGCUAAAGAAAUGCUUCAGGGAAAUUGAUAGAUUCCUUCAGUGUGCUUGCUUCUUUGUUUAGCAGCUCUUCACCUUUAUAAUAUUGUCAUUUGAAUUUCUUUUUCUUUUUUUGGGGGAUUUUUUUUUGUCUUUUAAAUGUGGAGACAACUUUAUUUAUUCAUGUGGCUUCUCCACAUUUAAACGGCUGCUGUCUCAUGACGGUUACCACGUGCACUGUUUUUUGCUAAAUUCCAGUUCAGGUGUUCACGUGGCACAUGCAAAUUCAUUAUAACUUCAACUUAAGCGUUUUGUAGAAGGAUCUGAUUAGUUAUUGAGUCAGUGCAGAGUGUUUUUAGAAAGGAAACAUCUUGCAUAUUUUCAGCUGACAUGGCGGUUCCAGUCACAGACAUACUAAUAAUUAAAACCCUGUGCCUGAACUGUGAGCGGAGCUCAGGAAUGUGACCUGCUGGUGCAGCAACACUCGAGUUCUGAUGUGCUUUUAAAUGUGACCUCAGGAUAUUUACAUCUGAGCUUCUGUUUCUCCGCUCCAAAGGAAUAAACAUCACCACUGUAUAGUGUUUAACACUAUAUCCCCUGUGAAAGAACUCUAGCUCCCGCUGAGAAGCAUUCCUACUGUGUAACACUUGCAGAUAGCAAAUCCCUCUCGAGAUGUUUCAUUAAAUGCGUUUACCAGACUCUUUCAUUCAAAUUGAGUGCAAACGUGUUCAUACUGCCUUGAGCUCUGAGAUCGAAGGAUGAUGGAGCUCAAUGCAGACUGGCAUAACACUUGUGGCUUCUGUUUAAUGAGGUUUUUAUGUUGUACGUUCCUGUUUUGUAGUAAAUAAACAUGUACAUAAGUAUGAUUAGUUAUCAAAUAUCUAAUUUAAGUGCACCCUCAAUAACUUUGGAUGUCUGCAUGAAUCUAUUGCAUAAUAUACAAUUACUGUAACUCAUCCUUGCACACUUUUUGCAUGUUUCUGAUGUCCGUUCCCUGGAGUUUGAAGAAACAUGUUUCUGUAACUAAACUUGAAUGACUUAAUGUUCUCAAAUUCCCAAAGUCCCCUCAGGGUUGUACUGUACUAUCAAGUCCUGAUGUUUUCCUUUGUAUACAGUUACUGUUAGUUCACUUCUCACCAUUCAUUCAUGGAAUAAAUAACCACACUAAAUUUGGUUCUCUCUUUGAAAAUGCAUAAAUAUAUAGUUAAAACUCUUCUAAGUAUUAUGUAAAUCAGUAUUAGGCUCUCUAGCCAUACUUGUGGUUGGGAAUAAGAGCUAGGCUGCAGGUUGGUGUACUGUAUAAUGUGGUACAGCUCUAUACUAUAAGGUGAAAUGUUGUUCCACACUCACGAGCCUGGUGUAACUACCAGUACGCAGCAAGUUACAGCAGCAGUGCGUGUUUAUCUUUUUUUGAGCAGAGUGUAAAGUGACCAGAGUAGGGAAAAAGAAUGUGGACUGAGGGCGCAAGCGAAGUCAAGGGUGGCUUUUUGAUUGUGAAGCUGCUUCGAGGUUGAACAGGGAUGUUUGCAGAGAAACCGAUGAGCAUGUCGCCUCUCGUUCGGAGUUGUGAUUUACAUUUGCAUCUAGAGGUUUCAGGGACGUUUAAGUGAUGUAUGCACUAGACUUUAUCUGUAAGGAUUUGGCAUUCGUCCAUUGAGCAUUUGACUUGAAUUAAAUGUCGAGACGUUUGUUAUAAAUGAUUGGUCUAUAUAUGCUUGAAGAGUUCAGUUGGCUUUGUGUACUGUAGUUGUGUAAAUUGCUAAAGAGUAUCCUUUAAAAUAUUAUUCACAGACUUUUUUUACCGUUCAAUCGAUACGUAAAUUUCCUUAUAUCAUUCCAUCUGUGUUUAGAAAUACUGUAGAUCCCUCGGUGUGUUUCUUCUGUUAUUUUAUAUGCAUCCGCUUUGUUAUUUUUAUCUUUUGUUGUAUAAUAGUCACUUUCCAGAUUUCUUUUUGACUCAGGCUCUUAGACUUCAGUGGAAAAGUGUUUGCAGAGGUUAUAAGUGACAAGCGCUUGGCAUGCGACUUGUGUACGUGUUCAGUGCGAUUCAGAAAUGGGUUUGAGAUCAUUGUGACCCCUUGGUUUGGCCUUUAAUAUGAACUCUUAACAUUUUAAAUUUCUAAAACUGCUUCAAGUUGUGUUGUAGCUGCUGCAGACUCAAUCAUUGAGGCGUGUGUGUACGUGUUAGUUACGUUUGCUUUUGUAAUAUACUAGCACAGCCACUUUCAGACGAGUUCACUCCGAUGCAGAUGUUGUUUCCACUAACAGGACCUUUGGAGCCCUUUGUGCUGUAUACAUCAGAACUGAAACUGUUUAAUGUCAAUUGUACACGAUACAGGGGUAGAAUAGGACGGUGCCUUAGAUGCAGAAUGGGCUGUAUAUUAUUUUCAUAUAUUAAUAUCUUAACGUGUCACGUGAGCUUACCUCGGCCAUGACAAUCAUACUACUCGACCAGGGUCAUGAAUAGGAUCUGCUUUUGUUAGAGCAGUUUCUUGUCUUGAAAUAGCCCUGACCACAAAUUAUAUUUGUAAAUAUAUCUAAAAAAAAUGUACGGGAAAAGUAUAAAUUGUUAAAAUAAAGUUUUGGAAGAUAAAAGAAAA